This is a messenger RNA of Ctenopharyngodon idella (grass carp), 4772 nucleotides long. RefSeq names its product spermatogenesis associated 13 (gene spata13). Gene Ontology annotation, biological process: lamellipodium assembly; filopodium assembly. Gene Ontology annotation, molecular function: guanyl-nucleotide exchange factor activity; protein binding. Gene Ontology annotation, cellular component: cytoplasm. Lineage: Eukaryota; Metazoa; Chordata; Actinopteri; Cypriniformes; Xenocyprididae. The transcript is spliced from 14 exons. Bases 667 to 4389 code for a protein of 1240 amino acids. The record is from RefSeq and is a predicted model, not a curated record.
AAUGGCUGAAACAGGUCUGCGCCCGUAUAGUCAAGACAUAUCAUGAGGAGAAUGUUUUCUAAAUGUUAAAACAAAAAUAAUUUAUAGGAUACUGUGAUAUCAAGCAUAUUGAUAUCGCAGUCGUAGUGCUGGUGAUUUUAGCUGGCGUCCCGUGGGCAGACUACAAACCGCGUAACACAGUCGACUUGUUUCUCCGCCCCGAAGCAAUCAGCGCAACAAGUGCACAGAUGCUGUCCAAUACUGUCGCGACGCUGCCUGCAUUUGGAGGCUCUCUGGCUGAGCUUUUCCACCGCAGCGAACCAACUUUAAAUUUUCAACGGAGGCAGUUUUGACCCGCAAAUCUGCAUCGUGUCCGGUUGGUUUUGGUCAUGUGCCGAUAAAUUGCCUGAGGGAGUGCUCGAGCCACACUUUUAAUGGAAAGUUUUCCGUCCCGGUAGGUCUGUGACUACGGGGUGUUUGUUCUUGUGAAUCACCAGACGAAAUAUUGGCUGGUUGUUCGUUCACUACGUACUUUCGCAUUAAUCUCUGGUCUGUUGAACGAUUUCCGCUAAAUUAAUAUGCGUAAUUCGUCGGACAUUGGACUGUUGGAGGAGUUUGUCGCGGCUGACGAUUCGAUCGAAGCCGCACAACUGUUGUGACACCGGGCCAAGACACCACUCAAGAAGUAUGAUAAAGGCACCUUCGUCGGACCCGCAGGGCUCCUCUCACAACAAUGACCCGCAGAAGGACUAUUUCGCAAAGGAACAGCUGAUAAAUCCAAGUCUGAUGUCUGGUUGUAGGGUCCAGGUGCAACCGGUGCUAUCCGAGCCUUGCUAUGAGAACCGUCUUAACAGACUGAAUUGUCAGGCCCAGUCUGUUCCCUCCAGGACUGUACGUCUGUUUUCCACCCAGACAAAAUGCGAGGACAGUUCUUCGCUUAGAGGUCCACCUGUCACACCACAGGCUUGGUCUGGAUUGGCCAGUUUCCGCGUCAUGGGUUCUUUCAAAAAACUGCGGACUUCUGUGCUCCAAGGAAUCCAGAACCGGAACAAUGCGAUGGCAGCCGGUCAGGAGAGAAACAUGUCCUUGAUGCUUGAGGACGGUGGUAGUUUCUUAGUAACCAAACGAGAGGUCGCGACCAAUCAAACAAAGGAAAUUGACAAAGUGUCAAUGACGAAUGGGACGUCUCAAACUGGGAAGAUGUCUUCGGUUUCAGAUGAGGAAGACUGUGAGGAGGAAGAGGGUGGGUUUCAGAGGAAUUCCCACUUUUCUCGGAGUAUUCGCAAAGCUUAUGGGGCAGGACGGAUCUCAUUGCUUGACAUAGUCAAGACAGAUAGCCCGUCUACCAGUGAGCCUUCCCCCAGCAGCACUGUGGAAUCUGUUGUACCUUGUAAGAACCUUGAGACUCAAGAAAAUGUUCUCAAAAGACUAAGCAAAAGUGCAGAUAAUCUUCAUGUCUUCAAGAGCCAUUUUAGACGCAAAGCCACCUCAACUGAGCCACAGAACCCAGAAGGCACCCAUACUAUAAUUCUUCAGAGGACCACCAGUUCCUCAUCGGUUGACUUACAGGAACGUGAUUCAGUUAGGCGUCAAAGCCCCAUGAGGACACGAGGACAUUUGCAAAAGCUUGUCGGUAGUUUAACAGACCUGACAGUGAAGCGUAAAAACACAUCAGACCCCCCUCCCAGAGUACCGCUGUCACCUCUCAGUCAGCUACACGAUGACUACUCCCGCAGAACUUCCUGUGUAUCCAUGAGUGGCCGUCAACGGAGGCCUUUACCCACUCCUAGCAAAGCCCAGCAGGCCAACACUCAUGAACAUAUCCCAACUUUACACUCUGCUCCCUCCUGCCCCGCCGUCUUUAGCUCCACCCUAGAUGAAUCUCUCGAGCCUCCUAGCAAAACAACAGCCCUCAUAAGCGACUCUGUCCAAGUGACUAUGUCCUCAACAGACUUCUGUUCAGAUGCCCCAGUCUGUCCACUGGAAAAAUACUGUGAACCUAUGGAGUGCCAUCAAAAUGGAAUAAAUGACCACUACUCUCAAAUGCCCAAGCAGUGCUCAAGCCCCAGUCAAAAGCAGACAGUCAAUGGCAUUAACGCUAACUUGGAGUGUCUAUGGACUGAAGAGAAGGAAACUGAAGAUCUUGAGACUUCAUCAGAUGACCUAGUCAGAAAUGCAUUUCUCAAAAGUGAUGAGAUCUCAGCCUCUGCUGCUUCAUCUGUCACAAACACCUGUUCCUCAGAAUCCCCCUUGAUAACUCCAACAACACCAAACUCUCCAGCCUUUUCCAGUGAUUCUCCCUUUUCUGUAGUGCCCAGGAAGAGGGCAGGUCGCUCCAGACCCCGUCCAGUGUCUGACUAUGGCCAGCUGGCCAGCACAAAGUACUGCAUCCCAGAGGAGGACAGGGAGUCAGAGAAUAUGGACUACACUUCCCAAAAGGACUACAAUAGCAGUGGCAGCUACAUAGAGAGCAACAGACCUGAGAAUGGUCAUGUGUGCACUCAAACAGAAAGCAGAAAGAGACGUCCCAUCUCCGUUAUUGGAGGAGUGGAUCUGUAUUCAUCCCCAACUGCUGAGCAGAAGGACGACACUGAAAGUUUGCCUUCUCCGGUUUCUCGUCCUCCAGUGCCCUCUCACAGAGUGCCUCCAUACCGGGCAGUGUCUGUCCGUCUGAGACCCUGCAUCUUCUCCCAAAGCACACCUAUCGGUCUGGAUAGGAUGGGGCGGCGCAGAGGGCGCAGAGUGCUCAGUGAUGGCAGCUCUGAUCCAAUGCUUGAUGACAGUGUGAGUGAGGAGGACGGCAGCUUUGAAGAACUGACUGAAGGAACUCCAUAUCUCCAACCGGAAGUUGAUCUUUUCACUCUCAAUCAGUACAUACACUCUGGCCAUGCCGUGUAUGCGGAGGCUCUGUGGGAUCAUGUCACAAUGGAAGAGCAGGAGCUGGCCUUCAAAGCCGGGGAGGUGAUCCGGGUUCUGGAUGUUCAGGAGCAGGACUGGUGGUGGGGGAUGGUGGGGGACCGCGAGGCCUGGUUUCCUUCCAGCUUUGUGCGGGUUCGAGUGAAUCAGGGGGAUUCGAGCAGUGACAGCGUGGAGAGCGUUCCAGAUGCGGAAGAGUCCGUCCCAUCAGAUGCACACAAACAAAACUCAGAGCACAGGGAGCAGAUGAGAGCCAAUGUGGUCAAAGAGAUCAUGGACACAGAGCGCGUUUACAUAAAACAUCUCAAAGAUAUCUGUGAGGGAUAUAUCCGUCAAUGCAGAAAGCACCCUGGUAUGUUUACUGAUGCGCAGCUAAAGACGAUCUUCAGUAACAUCGAGGACAUCUACAGGUUCCAGAGGAAGUUUCUCAAGGACCUAGAAAAGAAAUACAACAGUGAAAACCCUCAUCUAAGUGAGAUUGGCUCCUGCUUCCUUCAACAGGAGGAAGGUUUCUCCAUAUACUCUGAGUACUGUAACACGCAUCCAGUGGCAUGUGCUGAAUUACAGCGAUUGAUGAAACAAGGGAGAUAUAAACACUUCUUUGAAGCCUGUCGUCUCCUACAGCAGAUGAUCGACAUCUCCAUUUCUGGCUUCUUACUCACACCUGUACAGAAGAUUUGUAAAUAUCCUCUUCAGCUUGGGGAGCUUUUGAAAUACACACCCAAAGACCACAGUGACUACGCAGGGGUGUGUGCCGCACAUAAAGCAAUGAAGAAUGUGGCAAGUCUGAUAAACGAGAGGAAAAGGCGACUUGAGAGCAUCGACACCAUCGCUCACUGGCAGGUGGCCAUCCUCCACUGGGCGGGUGAUGAUGUGUUAACACGAAGCUCCGAGCUCAUCCACUCCGGCGAGCUUACGCGGAUAGUACGACCCGGUAAGACGCAGCAACGCAGCUACUUCCUGUUUGACCACCAGCUGGUGUUCUGUAAGAAAGACGUCCUGCGGCGAGACCUGCUACACUACCGUGGCCGUAUGGACACAGACCAGCUCGAGCCAAUCGACCUGCCUGAUGGACGGCACACUGAGCUGGGCCUACUGAAGAACGCGUUUCUCCUACGGCAUGCAGAGAACCUGAACGUGCUGUGUGUGCUGUGCUGCAAAAAGAGCCAGGACAAGGAGAGAUGGCUGCAAGCGUUUGCUCGAGAGCGCAGACGGGUACAGGAAGACCAAGAGAUGGGGAUGGAGAUUACUGAGGCCCAGAGGAAGCAAGCAGUUCACAACGCCAGGAAAUCUAAAAAAGGCAAAAUGAAAAAAAUGAACUACUCUGGUCAUCCUGUGCCUCCCCACCAUCAGCCCCUACAUCCUCUCCAUCAGCGACAUGUGACCGUGCCAACCAGCAUCCCGCAGCAGCAGGUCUUCUCUUUAGCAGAGCCAAAGAAGAAACCAGCUCACCUGUUGUACUCACUUGCACGCAGUGCCCUCUUCAGGAAAUGACAAAGAGACACUUUAUCUGUUUUUAUGUCAUACUCGAAUGCGUACACAUAAAUAUGUAUAUUUAUAUAUACGUAUAAGUAGGUAUGUGUGUGUAAAUUACAUAUGUGCCUCAGUAUAAAGGCUCAUUAUUUAGCCUGAAGUCAGUGUGUUAGUAUGGAAAGUGUUAGUUAUCUUUUUGUCAAGAAGCUGCUUCCCUUUGGGUUUCUCCCAUUCGUUGUCUCACACAAUGUGUCUUUUAUGACAAAGAGUUAUAUUCAGCUUUUUAGCUACAUGUCUAUAUAAUUUUAUUGCUUUACAUAAGGCUGGAGCCUUGUAAACUGUAAAAAUAAAACGACAAACACUAAGGUCUAUCAUGUUCUGUAAAUAAAGUUGAACCAAAUGUA